AGCCUGGCCGCCCCCGCCGCUUUCCCUCGUUCGUCGCCAUCGCCAUCAGCUGCACCGCCAUACAGCGGAUGCUCUAGCACCAGCCAGCCACCCGCGAGGACACGGGGGGGAAGAGGAAGGAGGUCGAACCGACCAGAGUAGUGUGAUUUGGCAAGGAUAAGCUAGUUGCGGCCGGCGCCCAAAGCGAGCGAGCGAUGAGCGCGGCGCAGGGGAGGAGGAUGCAGCCGCCGGCGAGGUCGUCGUACUACGCCGUGCUCGGCGUCCACCCGGGCGCCUCCGCCGCCGAGAUACGCGCCGCCUACCACCGCCUCGCCAUGAGGUGGCACCCGGACAAGAUCGCCAGCGGCCGCGCGGCGGCGGACCCGGCGCGCGCGGAGGAGGCCAAGACCAGGUUCCAGCAGAUACACGAGGCCUACCAAGUGCUGUCGGACGAGAAGAGGAGGGCGCUCUACGACGCCGGGAUGUACGACCCGCUCGACGACGACCAGGAGGACGUGGAGGGAUUCCAUGACUUCCUCCAGGAGAUAAUGUCGCUCAUGGCCACCGUCGGCAGAGAGGAGCCCUUGUACAGCCUGGGCGAGCUCCAAUCCAUGCUGGACGGGAUGAUCCAGGACUUCGCCGGCCCCCAGCCGGAUCCCAGCGGCUUCUUCGCCGGCGGCCCGUCGCCGUUCGCCGACCCGGGCGGCGCGGAGCCCAGCGGCGCUUCCGCGCGCCUGCAUCCCCAGGGGUUCGGCGACUCGGCGUGCUUCAGCCGGACGGCUUUCUCCCGGUGACGGCCGCUCCGGAGUCAGGUUCAGAGAUCGCAGAAGAGCAGCAGCUUCCGCACCCGUGCGCAUCCAGAGCCAGGGGGAUCGAUCGAUGGGGGAAUGUCCAGGGCAGCUCUUGAAAUGGGCGGUGCAGAAGGCCAGUGCGUCGUCCGCUCGACCAACUCAUUUGCAAUUGCUUUUUUGGGGAAGGUGGAAAAGCUUCCAGGACAGGAAGGGGUAGAAUCUCGCGCCACUAAAGAAGCAGCUAAUAAAAAGAUUUUUGUUUGUGUUUCCUAGCAAAGCAUCAACGCUGUACAUAUGGCGUGAUGCCCCGUGUGUGUGUUGGAACUCUGGAUCAAUGACUGGCAUGCUACACUUGGAUGAUAUUCUGAGGCCAUGUUUGCCCCCAAUCUGUUUCGCUCGACUCGCCGGAAUCUGAGCCGUGAAACUUUCAAAGCCUAAGAACGAAUCAGAUUGUCUAAAAAAUGGCUUCAUCA
Panicum hallii is the source of this 1243-nucleotide messenger RNA. RefSeq names its product dnaJ homolog subfamily B member 3-like. The transcript is spliced from 5 exons. Bases 195 to 773 code for a protein of 192 amino acids. NCBI's taxonomy places the organism in Eukaryota, Viridiplantae, Streptophyta, Magnoliopsida, Poales, Poaceae. The record is from RefSeq and is a predicted model, not a curated record.